AUGCGUUUCACCAUCAUCGCCGCUUCGCUCGUCGCAGCUGUUGCUGCUCAGUACGGUGCUCCCGCUGAGGAGUCCUGCUCUGCUCUCGUCACUGUCACUGUCACCGAGACUAUGCAGCACACCCCCGUUGCUCCCUCCAUGAGCUCCGCCUACUACCCCACCACCGCCCCCAUGGCCCCCUCCUCCGCCCCCGUCAUGGGCGGUACCGGUGUUCCCAUGGUCCCCGAGGCGUCCUCCGUCGGCACCGGAUACGCCAUGCCUACUGGCACUGCCGCCCCUACUGGCAGCAUGACUGGUCCUCCCCCCUCUGAGUUCACUGGUGCCGCUUCUGGCCUCAAGGUCGGUGGUGCGCUCGCCGGUGUCGGUGCCGUUGCUGCUUUCUUCUUGUAG
Alternaria rosae is the source of this 390-nucleotide messenger RNA. RefSeq lists its product as uncharacterized. NCBI's taxonomy places the organism in Eukaryota, Fungi, Ascomycota, Dothideomycetes, Pleosporales, Pleosporaceae. The record is from RefSeq and is a predicted model, not a curated record. The coding region runs from base 1 to 390 and encodes 129 amino acids. The transcript has 2 exons.